Nannospalax galili (Upper Galilee mountains blind mole rat) is the source of this 2899-nucleotide messenger RNA. It is a transcript of the gene Elp2, whose product is annotated as elongator acetyltransferase complex subunit 2. Gene Ontology annotation, cellular component: elongator holoenzyme complex. Gene Ontology annotation, molecular function: protein binding. The transcript is spliced from 21 exons. Gene Ontology annotation, biological process: tRNA wobble uridine modification. The coding region runs from base 37 to 2826 and encodes 929 amino acids. Lineage: Eukaryota; Metazoa; Chordata; Mammalia; Rodentia; Spalacidae. The record is from RefSeq and is a predicted model, not a curated record.
CUGCAGACACAGAUCCGCUUUUCCGCGUGUUUGCAGAUGCCGCGAGCUCGCGGGUCCUUCCCUCGCGCCCCUCCGCCGCGCCCUUCAGGACGCCGGGCCACGCGGGCGGGCUGCUGGGCCGGAGCGGAAGGCGCCGCCUGGACCUUGAGCCCCUUGUCCGGAGUGGAGCGGCCCGGCCCAGCUAGCGCGCAAAGCCGCGGUCCAGGAGAUGCGCGGGCCACCGGGGCCACGGCAAAAAAAAAAAAAAAAAAAAAAACCCUUCGGGGCCGGGGGCGUGACGGGAGGGCGUGGUCUGCGGGGCCCCGCAGCCUUGGCCCCGCCCCCGGCCCCCUCGGAAACACGGACCGGCUGGCGUCCGGCGGAGAGGCAGCCGGGCGAGUAGUUCCGCUCUCCGGGCGGAAGUGCUCGGGAGUGUCCCGGCCGCUGACCAGCUGGCGUCAUGGUGGCGCAGGUGCUGGAGGUGUCUCACGUGUUUUGCUGCCCGAACCGCGUUCGCGGAGCCUUGAGCUGGAGUCCCGGGCCCGGAGGACUGCUGGCCUUCGGCACUUCCUGCUCCGUGGUUCUGUACGAUCCUCUGCCCCUUCCACAGAAUUAGUUUCUGGAGGAUCUGAUAAUCGAGUGAUUCACUGGGAAAUAGAGAAUAAUCAGCUUUUAAAAGCAGUUCGUCUCCAAGGCCACGAAGGACCUGUUUAUGCAGUGCAUGCUGUUUACCAGAGUGGGCCAUCAGACAGUGAGCCACGAACCCUGAUAGUUUCUGCAGCAUCAGAUUCUACUGUUCGAGUCUGGUCUAAAAAGGGGUCAGAAGCAAAAUGCCUUCAGAUUUUGAACCUGGAGGAUGGAUUCAUUCUGGCUGUCAGCCUCUCUUUUCUGCCCAGUACUGAUGUGCCAGUAUUAGCAUGUGGUGAUGAUGACUGCAAAAUUCAAUUAUUUGCUCAACAGGAUGAUCAGUUUCAGAAAGUACUUUUUCUCCAUGGACAUGAGGACUGGAUCAGAGGCGUGGAAUGGGCAGCCUUCGGUGGAGAUCUCUUCCUAGCAAGCUGCUCACAGGAUUGCCUGAUAAGGAUAUGGAGGCUAUGUAUGAAGUCAUCUUCAGAGACUCAAGAUGAUGAGAUAAGACUGAAGGAAAACACUUUCACCGUGAGAGAUGGAAAUAUUAACAGGACAUUUGCAGUUACUCUGGAGACUGUGCUGGCUGGACAUGAAAAUUGGGUAAACGCAGUUCAUUGGCAACCUUCAUUUUGCAAAGAUGGUGUUCUGCAGAAGCCAAUGAGAUUGUUGUCUGCCUCCAUGGAUAAAACCAUGAUUCUUUGGGCUCCAGAUGAAGAGUCAGGAGUUUGGUUAGAACAGGUUCGAGUAGGUGAAGUAGGUGGAAAUACCCUGGGGUUUCACGAUUGCCAGUUCAGUGAGGACGGCUCCAUGAUCGUGGCUCAUGCUUUCCAUGGAGCACUGCACCUUUGGAAGCAGAGUGCAGUGAACCCGAGAGAGUGGACUCCAGAGAUUGUUGUUUCAGGACACUUCGAUGGUGUCCAAGACUUAAUGUGGGAUCCAGAAGGAGAAUUUAUCAUCACUGUUGGUACCGAUCAGACAACUCGCCUUUUCGCUCCAUGGAAAAGAGAAGACCAGUCACAGGUGACUUGGCAUGAGAUUGCAAGACCCCAGAUACAUGGAUACGACCUGAAAUGCUUGGCAAUGAUUGAUCGGUUUCAGUUUGUGUCUGGAGCAGAUGAGAAAGUUCUUCGAGUUUUUUCUGCUCCUCGGAAUUUUGUGGAAAGUUUUUGUGCCAUUUCGGGGAAGUCGCUGAGUCACGUACUUUGUGAUCAAGACCGGGAUCGUCCAGAAGGAGCCACUGUCCCUGCAUUGGGACUAUCAAAUAAAGCUGUCUUUCAGGGAGACAUGGCUUCUCAGCCUUCUGACGAAGACGAGCUGUUGGCUGGUUUCAAGUAUCCCCAGGUGGCCUUUCAGCCCUCCAUCCUUACUGAACCUCCUACUGAGGAUCAUCUUCUGCAGAACACUUUGUGGCCUGAAGUUCAAAAACUGUAUGGACAUGGCUAUGAAAUAUAUUGUGUGGCUUGUAACGGUUCAAAGACUCUGCUUGCCUCUGCUUGCAAGGCAGCUAAGAAGGAACACGCAGCCAUCAUCCUUUGGAACACCACUUCCUGGAAACAAGUGCAGAAUUUGGUCUUCCAUACCCUGACUGUCACACAGAUGGCCUUCUCACCUAACGACAAGUUCUUACUGGCUGUGUCCAGAGAUCGAUCCUGGUCACUGUGGAAAAGGCAGGAUACCAUCUCACCUGAGUUCGACCCGAUUUUCAGUCUCUUCGCCUUCACCAACAAAAUCACUUCUGUGCACAGUAGAAUCAUCUGGUCCUGUGACUGGACGCCUGAUAGUAACUAUUUCUUCACUGGGAGUCGAGACAAAAAGGUGGUGGCCUGGGGCGAGUGUGACGCCAACGAUGAUCUCAUUGAGCACAACAUUGGUCCUUGCUCCUCAGUCCUGGAUGUGGGCGGCUCUGUGACAGCUGUCAGCGUCUGCCCAGUGCUGAACCCAGCCCAAAGGUAUGUGGUUGCAGUCGGAUUAGAGUAUGGAAAGAUUUGCUUAUAUGCCUGGAAAAAGACUGAUCAAGUCCCAGAAGUAAACGACUGGAUGCCCCUUGUGAACACAAGUCCAAGCCAAAGUCAUACACUUGCCAUCAGAAGGUUAUGCUGGAAGAACUGCAGAGGGAAAGCUGAGCAGGGCGAAGGAGGUGUGGAGUGGCUGCACUUCGCAAGCUGUGGGGAAGAUCACACUGUGAAGAUCUACAGGGUGAACAGAUGUGCUCUGUAAUGAGCUUGGCCACACUUUGAAUCUUCAGUUGGUCCUUAAAUGUUUGUCAUGUAAAUAGAUCACCUUUCUUACC